AUGCGUCGAAGCUUUUUUGAUCAGAAGACUAUUACAGCGAAUGAAGAGAAAAGUAAUUCAAAGACCGAAACAAAUGAAUCGCGUGUUAAAGAAGAGCCCGAAGACAGCGAAUCCAAUGCCAAUGAUUACCAUAAAAGCCAUGAAUCGCACGAACAGACAAUUAGCGCGCGAAGUGUCGAUGAAAUUCAUGUCAAACCCUCCGAAGACACGAAACCAAACGAAAAGACUUUUAACACAAACACUACUGAAGUGAACGAAACGACUGGAGAGACGAGUGAAUCAAUUGGUGGCCAACGAGUAGUGGACACGACUUCGGAGUCGAGUCUUAAGACCACAAAAUCCGUUGCCAUGACUGACGCGGAAGUGGUGGCCAACGACAUGGGUCUGUAUGCCUGCGAUCACCCCAACUGUUCGCGACUCAUCUUAGGCUACGAGCCAUUCCUGCGGCACAAGAGGUGCGGACCUCACGAGACACGCGACGGCCGAUAUCUAUGCGAUUACGACGGUUGCGGCGAAAGUUAUACGAGUCUACGGGUGCUGAGAGCGCACAAAGCGACGCACCUGUCGCCCGAUGGCUACCGGUGCUCGUGGGAGGGCUGCGCCGCCAAAUAUAUCACUCCUAAAGGUCUCGAGAAUCAUAUAAAACUAAAACACGGCUUACCGGUGGAGCACCGGUGCGAUCGGGAGGGCUGUUCGUAUCGGACGAGUGAUAAAAAGGCGUUAAUCGCACACCUGUUGACUCACGGGAGGGAACGGGAGUUCAAGUGCCCGGCCAAUGGGUGCGGUAAAGUGUUUGCGUCGCUAAACGGUUUGACUGAUCACGAGCUGGCCGUACAUCCCGGAGCGGACAUACAGUGGAUGGAGUGCUCGAAAAAGGACUGUCACUAUAAGACUAAGUCGGAGCGCUAUAUGCGGCGCCAUAAGCAACGGCACGUCAAGAGCUACCUGUGCUCUCAGUGCGGGAAGUGCUACGAAAGUCAAUACGUACUGCGACAGCAUGGGAGCACACAUAAUGAUGAGCUAAAGUACCGGUGCGAGUGGCCCGGGUGUGUGAAGUUUUUUGCGCAAAAUGUUUGCUUAAGAAAGCAUAUGAAUACACACACGCGUGAGGCUGUCUACCGGUGCCAAUGGCCGGGCUGUAAGAAGUCGUCCGUUUGGAGGGAAUGGGUGAGCGAUCACGAGAGGAGACACAGAGGUAUACCUGUGGGUCAGUAUAGGUGUCAUUGGCUUGAGUGUGAGUAUAGGACUACCGGUAAACCCACUCUCGAGAGACAUAUGAUUAGCACUCAUGGGAUGGUAGCCGACGACCAGUGCUCUGAAGUCGUGUCCAAACGUAAGACAAAUGAAUGCAAUCUUAUGGACAGACGUGUGAAGAGACCGAAGAAGUGA
Molecule: messenger RNA, 1389 nt
Organism: Oppiella nova
Lineage: Eukaryota; Metazoa; Arthropoda; Arachnida; Sarcoptiformes; Oppiidae
Source: the annotation of a GenBank genome assembly